AACUACAGAAUAAAUAAGAUCUUAUCUUUUCCUUGCUUUAACGACCAAAUAUUUGUCUCUUCCAACGUAUAUGAUAAGAAUUAAUCUUAAAACUAAAAUUUGCUUUUAAAUUUCUAAAAUGUUGUCAACUCUUGUCAAAGAACACCAAAUUAAACAAGCUGAAAGAAAAGAAAUUCAGGAAAUUAAGCGAAAAGAAGCAGUAAAUGCAGCCAAAGAUCUAACAAAUGCUUUAGUUGAACAUCUAAAUGUUGGUGUCGCCCAAGCAUAUUUAAAUCAAAAAAAGUUGGAUGCGGAAGCUAAACAGUUACAUCAAAGUGCCAUUUUAUUUUCAAAACAGACUUCCCAAUGGCUAACAUUAAUUGACAGUUUUAAUAGUGCUCUUAAAGAAUUAGGAGAUGUUGAAAAUUGGACAAGAACUAUAGAAAAUGAUAUGCACAAUAUAACUACUACUUUGGAAUAUGCUUACAAAGUGACUCAAAAAAAUCGAAAAGAACAUUGAUGAAAUUUAUCCAACUUAUAAAAAGUACAUUAAGUUAAUUUAUUUAGUUAAACUUUUAAUUCUCAGAAUGUUAAGGACUCUACUUUUAUGAAAAAAAUGUUGUUUAUAUUUAGCAUUAUUAUUAAAAUAAAAAUAUUUUUUCUAUCAUUAAA
Messenger RNA from Daktulosphaira vitifoliae (grape phylloxera), 651 nucleotides. RefSeq names its product biogenesis of lysosome-related organelles complex 1 subunit 1 (gene Blos1). The coding region runs from base 119 to 499 and encodes 126 amino acids. Lineage: Eukaryota; Metazoa; Arthropoda; Insecta; Hemiptera; Phylloxeridae. The record is from RefSeq and is a predicted model, not a curated record. The transcript is spliced from 4 exons. Gene Ontology annotation, biological process: endosomal transport. Gene Ontology annotation, cellular component: BLOC-1 complex.